This is a messenger RNA of Lytechinus variegatus (green sea urchin), 4676 nucleotides long. It is a transcript of the gene ptpdc1, whose product is annotated as protein tyrosine phosphatase domain-containing protein 1-like. The record is from RefSeq and is a predicted model, not a curated record. NCBI's taxonomy places the organism in Eukaryota, Metazoa, Echinodermata, Echinoidea, Temnopleuroida, Toxopneustidae. Gene Ontology annotation, biological process: protein dephosphorylation; cilium assembly. Gene Ontology annotation, molecular function: protein tyrosine/serine/threonine phosphatase activity.
UCUCACAGCAUCAGCAGCUGGGUGUCGAUAAUAAUAAAUUCCACUUUUAUUUAUUAAUUCGACUUUAGAUUACGUGACAAUCGCCAUCGAAUCUCAGACUGCCAUCCUUCGUCACUUCGAAAUAUUUACAUUAGCAGCAAACUGGGUAGAGUAAUGAUGAUAUGAUGGAAUUUACUUGUAACUAACGGUAACACAGGACGCGAUGCCGUGAGUGACCAGUGCAGCCAGUUCAGAACUAUUUCUAGAUGAGACCUUUCAGAGAUCUGUCCACUUAAAAGAUGUCUCUAGAGGAAAACGGUAAGAUGGACAGUAGCACGGGGGCACAUCGGAUCCACCCAGCGUCCGACGGCCAAGUACAGUAAGCUGACCAAUAGCCUCCGUGUGCUGACCACUGGCUCAAUGCAAUGCUCUAUGUUCUGUGGAGGAAAAGGCUGUAAAUAUGACAAUCCUUCCAAGUGGAGCGAGGAUCAGAUGGCUAUCAAAGGACUUUUUUCUCAUUGGGUGACCAAGAGGAUUCUUGCCAUGUCCAGACCAUCAACGGACGCUGUCAAAAAAUAUGAUAUCAUUGGACAAUUCAAGGAGCAUGGAAUAAAAGCAGUAAUAAAUCUUCAGACACCCGGAGAGCAUGCUCAUUGUGGACUAGGCUUGGAGCCAGGAGGGUUCUCCUACGAUCAAGAACAAUUCAUGGAUAAUGAUAUUUUCUUCUACAAUUUUGGAUGGGACGACUACGGGGUCAAGUCUUUGACCUUCAUACUGGACAUGGUCAAAGUAAUGACCUUUGCAAUAAAGGAAGGAAAGGUUGCUGUUCAUUGCCAUGCUGGCCUUGGUAGGACGGGAGUAUUGAUUGCAUGUUAUCUGAUAUAUGCCAAGAGAUUUGAUGGAGACCAUGCUAUUCAUUUUGUGAGAGAAAAAAGGCCAGGUUCGAUUCAGACGAAGGGUCAAGUGGAAUGCUGUCAACAAUUUGCUCAGUUUCUCAUUCCUCUUCGAGUUGUAUUUUCAUCAUGUGAUCCAUGCUCUUUCCCUUUCACGUUACAACAAUUCUUAAACAGACAAAAACAUCUCCUCCAUGCAGAGAGCAGAGAACUAAAGCAUAUACCAAAGAUUGUCAAAAUUGUAUGCGUGCGUCUCCAUCAACUGGCCAAGAUCAAAGACGUCCACUCGUCCAGCAUCAUAGGCAGGACCGACAGCGUGGACACGCUGAAGAAACUCACCCCAGGAGCGUUCCAGGACAAAAGACAUUCCGCAGAGGACAGUGCCCUUGAAGAGGACAAAACCAGGAGAUACAGUCUUGACCCAGUGAGCGAGAGCAACGGACUCAGUCCGUCCGCUGCCGAGGCUCACAGGCUGGUCUCUCCAGGACGGAAGAGUCCGAACUUAGACUUUAGGAAGCUGCACCUGAAUGACAGUGCCACAGUGUCCAGUUCCGAAGACGAUGCCAUGUCCAUCGGGAAGACUCACCAUAAGAGACUUACGACGAGCCAUUCUGCGGAUUCCUUGGGCACGUCCGGUCUGUCGAGACCAAGGAUCAGUGAUUCUCUGCUGUGCAAUUCUUCGGUGAUGAACAUGCAAGAAGAUGGCGAUGUUGAGUUGGUAGCAGAUGCUAUGGGUCUGGAUACCAGGUUAAGACAAGGGGAUGGGGAUGGAGAUGAUGAGGAGGAUGAACAAAAUGAUGCAGUGGAAGAGGGCGGAGUUGCCGCUGCUUUACUGAAUCUCAAGCAUAGAGUGGAGUCAUUACAGCACAAUUUGAAUCAGAGUCAUUCAGCGUGGAAGAUAUUAGCGACGGAGGAAGAUCCAUUUGUGCUUGCUGCCCUCAUGUGGUCGUGGCUUGAACAUCUGAAGGAACCAGUCCUCCAGGGAAGUGACAUGGAGAAACUGGUUGAUUAUUCUGGAGACGUGCUGAAAUCUUUAACUGUACUUGAAAAAAUGCAGAAGUUAACCGUUGAUUGCAUUCUAAAGACAAUUGCAGGCCUAAGACCGAUAUCCGAUUAUGUGGAAGCAAGGCUUAUUCACCGCUUCAUUUCAGCAAUCACCCAUAGACAUCAUGAUGAUAAUAAGGAUUUUCUGAAAUUUGUGAACGGAUACGUCAGUGCGUUGCAAUCAACUAUGCCCCCCGUGAAGACAAGAGGGGCGCAUCCCAGCUCUUCAAAGCCACCAGAGGUGAAGGACUUAGUGCCCGAAAAGAAAAAAGUGGUGGAGGAGAAAAAGAAAGCGAAAGGAAAGAAAAAGAAAGAGAAGUCACCUAGAAAGGAGGAAGUGAUUCUCAAGAAACAGGAGAGGGAAAAUGACCAGAGAUCGUCAGACGAUGAAGAACCGUUGACAUUUGUUGUUCCAAAGACAAGGGGCAAUGCUCUGCCCCCCAUCUUCUGAAAAGAGGGUAAUACCCUGCCUCCCAUUUUCUGAAAGGGGAUAAUGCUUUUAUACCUCUCAUCUUCUGAAAAGAUUAAUGCUCUACCGCUCAUUUUGUGCAAGGGUAAUGCUUUGCCCCUUAUCUUAUAAAGAGGGGGUAAGUGUUUUACCCCUUAUCUUCUGAAAAGGGGGAUGCUUUACCACUCACCUUCUGAAAAGGGGUAUUGCUUUACCUCUCAUCUUCUGAAAAGGGGUAACUCUUUACCCCUCAUCUCCUUAAAGGCAUAUUGCUCUACCCAUCAUCUUCUGAAAGGAGUAAUGUUCUUCCCCUCAUCUUCUGAAAGGGGUAACGAUUUACCAUUCACCUUCUGAAAAGGGUAAUGUUUUGCCUUCCAUGUUUGGAGUAGGGGUAAUUUUUUACUGCGUAUCUUUUACAAAGGGGUAAUUCUUUGCCUCCCAUUUCUCAAUCAAGUCAAGGAGAUCUGUUUUGACUGACUCUUGAACGCAUCUUUACCCGUCUUCAUUCCAUUAGAAGUGUAACAAAUCUGAAAUGAAUAUAGGAUAUUUUUUUCCUGAGAGAAUCUCUUCCUUCAUCCUUCCAAAAUCGUAGUGUGCUCUUAUUAUCUUUUUAUGUCACUGUUAGAUUCAUGCUGGAUUGGGACUACUGUCAACAUUAUUUUGCCAAAAAAUUGCUGAAUGUAGAAAGUUUACUUGAAGAGUUAUACUAUCUUAUACACUUGUAUAAAAGCAAGUUUUUAAAAAAAAUCUGAAAAAAAAUAACUAUAGUCUGUAUUCAAAUUUUACUGGCAGAGAUUUUUGUAUUUCUCUAUAUCUUAUUAAGCAUAAUACGUAAUGAAUAUAUGUAUUUUUACAUUUAACUGAUAAUUAUUGAUUCAUUGUGUAAUUAUUGUUUGUUGAUGUGGUAUUCUUGAUUCACAACCUUUGUCACAUUUGUGAACUUUUUUAUCAAUAAGAGAAUAUAUUUUGGGUGUUCCGGAGAAAGUGGAAUGGCAGGUUUUAAGUACUUUCCUUACAAAAACUUGAAAUUUGUUAAUAUUGGAAUAGGAAUGAAACAAGAUCAUAGAAUUUGGUUGUAAAUUACAAUUUCAUUACUUUAUCCAUUUCACUAUUUAAUGCAUAGAUAGCCUUACCUGAUACGACAUACACCCGUUUGAAGGUUCAUUCCACUUAAUUCUUUUCUGUCAUCCAAGUUUGCAGUAAUUUGAAAAUGUCUGAAUUCUUUGAAAUGUGCACAGAAUAAAAACUAAUGAUCUUGAUAUCAUUCUCUUUGUCAGAAGAUGCUUCUUCCAACAAUUUAAACAAAUAUCAAACACUAUGUAAUAAAAUUGCUUAAAGUCUUAUGUUAUGCUGUUUCAGGACACCUGGUAUAAAAAAACAAGUUUGAUUACAUACGAAUUCAAUUAUUCUUAUAAAAAGAACUAAACAUUCUGAGUUUGAUCUAAUCAUAUACUGUAAAUCUUGAAAGAAUUCUUUAUAAAUUGUGUACUUCAGAAAAUCACAUAUAUGUGAAGAUCACCAAAGGAUGUGAAUAAAUAUCAACCAAAAGAAUAAUAAAAUAUGUCUUCAUUCCGUCCAGGAUUCUGAUGAAACGUUUAUCCAAGAUUUAGAAGCAUAUUUACGUUUGCAUGGUAUGAUAUUUUUUGCUGUAGGCAAAGAGAAAUGGGUUAACACACGUGCAAUACUUACAAUGUAUCAAUAGGCAAUCCUUAUAACUAAAUUGGUGUAAAACGUAAUGGUUAAAUGCAUAAGAAUUUGAAAUAAGUUGAUUCAACGCUAGAGGAUUCGAAUAAAGAUUUUCAUUGAACUUUGCAAGAUUGUAGUUAAAACUAUAAUCUUAAAGGUAAAACAUUGAAAAAAUAGGGUCCAUGAAUGUCUUCGUCUCUUGUUGCCGCUAUAGAUCUGGAUUUGCUUAAAAAGCUUCCUGGAAAAGCCGGGAAUCUAACUCAAGACGAAGAUGGACGUUUUGCUACGCUCCCUAUUUCCAUCAAAUUGAACAGAUUUGUCAUUUUCAUUUAGUGCCUAGGAUAUCUAAUAGUACAUGACAUUAAUUUUGUGAAACAAAAUGGGGCUGAUGAAUUUGUUUCCUCUGAUCAGUCCCAUAACAUUGCAUUAUGAAAGAUGUGUCAAGCAAUGUUUGAAUGCAUAGCUGAGUCCCAUCUAAUUUGAUAGCAGUUGCACAGUGAUAGUGAUGCAAAAUAUUUUGUCAGGAUGUGCUCAGUCUGAACAGUGGAAUUACUCCCUUAACCCUAAAUAGACUGGGCUAUUUCGACGCCUAAGAAGACUGGGGGGGCUGAUUCAGCCCCCCCCCC